CUUUUAGUCGUUACAGGAGCUACGGAUGGACUUGGGAAGGCUUAUGCGGAAAAUCUUGCCAAAAAAGGAUUAAACAUUGUCCUCAUUAGCAGGACGCAGUCUAAAUUAGAGGCAGUUGCCUCAGAAAUAGAAAAAGAGUACACUGUUCAAACGAAAGUGAUUGCAGUGGAUUUUACAGAACCAGUAGAAAUUUACCAUGUUAUAGAAAAGCAAUUGGUGGGUUUGGAGAUCGGAACUUUAGUGAAUAAUGUUGGAAUGAGUUAUCCCUAUCCUGACUACUUCCUCGAGCUUAAGGACAGGGAUAAAACGUAUCCAGAAAUUAUAAAUUGCAACAUUUUAUCGGUAACGAACAUGUGCAAAAUCGUGAUGCCGGGAAUGGUGGAAAGAGGUCGAGGGGUUGUUAUCAAUAUAUCGUCAACUGCAGCUCAAAUUCCAAGUCCUUUACUCACCGUCUACGCCGCUACUAAGGCAUACGUUCAAAAAUUUUCGGCCGACCUAGGAGCCGAGUAUGCAAAACAUGGCAUAACUGUUCAAUGUACUUUACCCGGUUAUGUGGCAACAAAAAUGUCAAAAAUACGAUCGUCUACGUGGAUGGCUCCUAGUCCGAAGAAAUAUGUCACGAGCGCUCUCAGAACUGUAGGUGUACAAGACAACACCACCGGCUAUUUCCCACACACGCUCCUCGUAGGGGUUGUUCAUACCCUCUACGCCUUAUCGCCAAAACUUGCCAAGUGGUUCAUUAUACGAACUAUGGAGAAUAUUCGAAACCGUGCGAAACGCCGAAAUAUUUAUUAAACUUGUAAUAAUGAUAUAAUUUUUAAUAAACAAUUUGUUAGUUAUU
Molecule: messenger RNA, 841 nt
Organism: Agrilus planipennis (emerald ash borer)
Lineage: Eukaryota; Metazoa; Arthropoda; Insecta; Coleoptera; Buprestidae
Product: very-long-chain 3-oxoacyl-CoA reductase-like
Exons: 2
Cellular component (GO): endoplasmic reticulum
Molecular function (GO): oxidoreductase activity
Source: RefSeq, a predicted model, not a curated record